AUGGAGCAGAACGUCAUUAUGUCUCAGGCAAUCGAGACUUGUCGAUAUCUCCCAUAUCAAAUCGAGCUUUAUAAUCGUGCUAAAUCAAAGAAUAUUGUAACUUGCUUGGAUACAGACAGUAGCGAGACAUUGAUCAGCAUCUUGUUGAUGCAAGAUGAAGCUCAAGACAUCAGACCCAUCUCUGUACAGGAGCUAGGGAAGGCUGCACCAGCUCCUCCAGCUCUUCAUGAUCUGGAAGAGGGAGAAAUGGAAGCUACUUCUCAAGUAGUCUUCAAGCUUGAUGUUCUACCAGCUCAACCCAAAAAGAUUAUCUACUUGGCAACAAAUAACACUCUAGUCAACGAGCUAGCUGAAAAUAUUCAGGCUGUCACGGAACUACAAGUAGGAGCUUACAAUAUGGAAGAUAUACAUGAUACCAUACUGUCCUUUCACGAUAUGACGAAGCGUCAUGUCUGGGUAAUGGCUCCUGAUGUUUUACUCAAGCUGCUAAAGAAUGGAAUAGUGAACUUGUCGAUUCAAGUAUCACUAAUUAUAUUCUACCACCCUGAUAUGCCUCUAUGUACUAGUAUUAUACAGGAAUUCUAUCUUGUCAUCCCAUCAUCGCAGCCUCGACCAAGGAUAUUUGGAAUGCUUGAGACACCUCCUCUCACAGAUGCGCUCGCAGAACUCGAGAAGGCAUGGGAUUCUACAUUCAUUUCUGUGAUAGAUGCAGUACCAAAUUCAGUCACUCCACCUCAGGCCACAGAAGUGAUAAUCGAGUAUGACCGUCCCAAUGCCUCUCGUGAUGAUGCUUCUUCGUCGAUAGUUGGAACGUAUUUUAGACAAUAUGAAACCUCAUUUGACCAGCUCGCUGCUCAAUACACAGCUUCAACUGAUAACGCAAAGGCGGCUGCAGUACACAGGCAACUAGUAUCGGUCAAGGAGUUUUGUCAGCAGCUGGGACCAUGGGCUGCUUCCAAAAUCGCUCAUGGCUCGUAUCGAUCCCUUGUGUCUUCAUCGUCGGCAUCAACUGUACACGGUGCCAAUAGUUCUGGCCGAGGUCGCAAACGAAAAUCUAAUCAGCAAGAUCAUCAACCCAGUAAAAAGUUGAAGUUGGACGAUAAUCCCCUAACAUCAACACCAUCAUCAUCAUCUACUCUCAUCAAUAACGCAGUGGAAGAUGACGUGAAGGAGCCAGAGUCGGAGCCGAAUGCUGUCGUCAGGAUACCAACCGUUCCAUCAUACGCAUCUGUGACUGAUGCCGACUAUAGUCCCAAAGUACAUGCUCUUAUGUCUGUUCUCGCAUCACGUGUAGACAAUGCCAAUUUCCGAUGUAUGAUAUUCGUAGAACAGCGGCCUGUUGCUAAGGUCUUGUCCGAGUUGCUCAAUUCUGCAUCGGCAGUACGGUUUCCGAUGUUACGAACGGGCUACCUGAUUGGUCAUAGUGGAAACUCAGCAACGUCGUCGUCGAAAAAGGCUUGUAACGAAAGCGGCUCUCAAAAUAAAAUCCUCGAAAAAUUUCGAAAGGGUGAAAUCAACACUGUGGUUGUGACUCGACUGCCUGACGAUGGGACUGCCAUGCCAAAAUGUCGACUUGUUGUAAUGUUUGACUUCAACAAAUCUCAGCUCGGUUAUGUGGACUCUCAUAGAAAAGCGGCUGAUGGAUCCCAAUUAAUAGUGCUGCUUUACAAGAAUGAUUUACAGUCACGAAACUUGCUCAAGAACCUCCAAACUAUCGAUAUAUCCACCAUUCGGGACGUAUCUGUUGUCGCAAAUGCUAUAUCAACCACCGUUACAAGACGUAACGACGAUGAUCAAAUCGCAGCUACACUGGUGUCUGAGAAUGAAAAUGUGCUCUUCACCAAAGGUGGAGUACUCGCAUGGGCUGACAAUGUAACGAAUACUCUGACGGAAUACUGUGAGUACUUGAAGACUCAAUUCAAAGAAGACAUAGGCGACUUUGAGCCUGUGCUCAAUAUCGCAGUCCAUGCCUCGUCUACAGAUGAUGAGUGGCAGAAAUAUCAAGAGGCUCGUGCAUCACAAGAGACCACCAGGCAGCAUCUGGUAACAACGUCUCUUCAUAAACGAGGUACGCUUGUAUCACCUACUACGGAUCCAAUUCGAUUUGGAUUUGCUUAUAAAGUACAUCUUCCGCGUGGUGUACCGACUGGAUUGGAAAGCACUGUUGGUCCAAUAAGAAUCAACAAGAAGUUGGCUAUGCAGGCUGCAACUCUGGAAACAUGUUGUCGUUUGUAUGAAGUCGGUGCUCUGAACGAGCAAUUACAUCCCACGUCGAAUGUCGGUCGGUAUAAUGCCCUAGUGUCGAUAAGACGCUUCUUAUCAUCCACCACUACAGAAUCUUCAACAGUCUCCAAACAGUCAUUGGAAGUGUCCAAAGAGCCAAUAAAUCCUCCGCUGCCAUCAACUAGCAAAUCGAAUGAUGAUGUACUGCAUGAGUAUGAAAGAGCAUUCUCUCGUGUAUUUGCUUUCGAUGAGUUUUGGGAAGGCAUUGAAUCUAGUACACCACCAACUACAGAGACGUCGUUUUAUGUGACAUUAAUCAAGUUUGGACCAGAAUUGGAUGCAUUUGUGUAUGACAGAGGUGUACCAUUGAAAGUUGCCGACACUGCAGAUGGCACUGACCUUCUUCGCUCUGUCGGUAUACUUACCCGUCGCCCUCUACCCGCUCAUGCAAUCCCACCGUUUGUAAUAUUUUUGAAUGGUGCUGAUCCAUGUCGUGUUGAUGUAGCAAAUUGGACCUCCGGUCAGGAAUCCAAAACCGUGGCAUUUAGUGCCGCAGAGAUGCACCAAAUCAGAUCUUUCCAACAAUACUAUUGGUCGUUUCAUCACAAAAUGGCUACUCAGGAUGCGUCAAUACCAGUCGAUCCUCGACAUUUUAUGGUCAUUCCCUUCUUGGGCUCGCCCAAGUCAAAUACUAGUACAAAGUGGAUCCCAUCGUCACAGUCGCAAACUCGGAAGCUAUGGCCAGAACCUGAGAGUAUGGCUCCAACACGACCUUGCGACUGGUCUAUUGAUUGGGUCCUAGUAAAGAACGUGGCAGAUGGUAAAGAAGUAUCUGGAUGGGAAUGGCUGGUGCUAGCUGGUCGUGCAUUGUCUGAUGGUGACAUUGAACCGCCUGCCAAAAUAGCCCGAGAUCCUCAAAUGAAUGGUAUUGGUCUUGGACCAGGUGUACAAAAUGCAGAUCACAAUGGUGUUGAAUCGCCUUUUGAUUUCCUGUUUGACAAGGUGUAUCAGAGCCGCAUCAAUAUUGUUGACACGACUGUUGAUCCUACAACAACAUUUUCUCGUAAUGUAAUUGAACAAAUCAAUGAGCUUUUAGCUCAUGUCGUAAUCGUUACACCGCAUAACAGGCAACCAUAUUCAGCGGUAUCAAUGAUAUCCUCAGUGCAUCCAAAAUCGGCCUUUGUAAAUAAUCGAGCUACGAGUGCCUCUAUGGUAGAUCCACCCAUUACAUAUGAAUCUUACGUCGCUAGUAUCGGUUAUAAUGUCACUCAUCCAUCAUCGGCCAUGAUUGAAGCAAAGCCGAUACCAAUCUUGCGCAAUAUGGCCCAUCCAUCCGUCAAGUUUAAACGUAGAAAGGAGAGGGCUAAAGAUCAUGGCAGCACUCUUGUAGUCCCCGAUGUUGCCAAAGUGGGACCUAUUCCAAUGGAGCUUGUUCGAAUUGGGUCCAUCAUUCCUUCAAUCAUAUACAAGCUGGAUUUGUAUUGCUUGAUGUACGAAUUUCGAGAACGUAUGGGUAUUCCCGAAACUGUUAGUCUUGGAUCUCUCUACACAGCCUUUAGUGCCCCUUGUGCUCACGAAGCUACUGAUUAUGACCGGCAUGAGCUUCUUGGAGAUGCGUUCUUAAAGUUCGCCACCAGCAUGGAUUUGUACAUCAACAAUCCGGCAUCUGCUGAAGGAGAUCUGACGAAGAAACGAAUGAGUCUGGCAUCCAAUAUUCAUUUGUUUGAAAAGGCAAUAGAAUAUGGACUAUCAGGACUGUUGAUUGUAGAUCGAUUCAGCCCGCGAAGCUGGUCGGCUCCAGGAUUCAAAGCCAAGGUUAUGGCAGUAGACGAUUCAGAGGCUGAUUUCGUACAAUCUACUAGAGGUUGGCGAUCUCGCUCUAUAUCUCAGAAAAUGCUGGCAGACUUUGUCGAGGCUUUAAUUGGAGUUUGUUGUGUUGAUGCCGGGUAUGAAGGUGGUCUGAGAUUCCUUCAUCGUCUCGGAAUUAUAUCAGAAUCUGCCUUGAAGCCUUUGGAACUUAAAAUGCCAUCCCCUAAAAAACCGGUCUCAAAGUCUGCUGGGUUGGCUAGUACAAAUUCUAUGAAUGUAGAUAGUGACGUGGUAGCUUCCUUUCCGUACGAUGAAAUUGAAGCCAGCAUCAACUACCAAUUCCAAGAUCGUAGUGUGCUCUUGGAAGCAUUCACUCAUUACUCUUAUCGCGAGCGAAAAACUCCAUGCUAUGAACGUCUGGAAUUCCUCGGUGAUGCUCUACUUGAUUGGAUUGUAACACGAUACUUCUUCAACUCGUAUACGCACCUUGAUGCUGGUCGUCUCUCUGAUUUGAGAGCAGCUACAGUCAAUAAUGAUAGCUUCUCUCUCUUGGCUGUCGAACUGGACUUUCACAAAUAUGUCAUUCAUAGCUCUGCUGGCGCCAAACGAGACAUUGAUACAUAUUUAGAUUAUCUCUCCAAGCUUGAAGCCAGCGGUGGAUUUGUUGGAAGCGGAUCCACUAUCACUGUCGCUAGUAUUGUAGCUGGAGCUCACGGAAGCGGGUUUACAGCACCGAAAAUAUUAGGAGACUUGUUUGAAUCUGUGGCCGGAGCCAUUCUCGUAGACUCUGGUUGGGAUUUGGAGGGCACUUGGAAUGUUGUGAAACCUCUUAUGUCAAGAUUCAUUGAUGAACAUGCAACUCCUAAUGAAGUGAACAAGCCUGCUGUACGUCAAAUCCACGAGUAUUUCCAAGGAAUUGGAUUUGGUGUCAACGAUAUCGCCUACAAAUACAGGAUGGAUGAAAAGACAGGACAGCAUGUUUGUGAUAUUGUCUUGUGUGGUGACAGGAUAGUAUUAGGCUCUGGAAACACAAAAGUAUCGGCAAAGAAGGCAGCUGCAACACACUGCCUUGCCUAUAUCGAGACUCAUCACGAGGAACUUGCUCAAAGGCUCGCCGGUCAAGCACUACUUGUUGAUGACAAUGGUGUUGAUAUUAGGAGGCCUUCCAAGUCUGUACAGAAACUAGACGACACUACAGGCAACGCAAAUGCGAGUACAAGCAAUGCCAAUGAGCAGCACAAGCAGGUGAACGUCACCACAUCAGCGGUAGCUCCUCCUCGAACCGCAACAAUCCCAGUUUAUCAACUACCAGCCUCAGUUGCAAAAGAUCAGAGGGUGGCAGCACUAGCUAUGACAUCCACUCAAUCAAAUCUCACCUCGCAGCCAGUGAGUCACGUAAACGCCGUACUUCCAAUAGUCAACCCCAAUAUAGUACAACCACAAACAACAACUGAAACCCCCGCCCCGGUAACACCCUCAUCGGCCGAUAUUACUCCUCAUAAUCUGUCGAGUUAUAAUGCAACACAGCUGCAAGAGUUGGGUAGAUUGUUUGUACAGUUGGUUCAAGCUGGAGCUGUGACAAUCUCCCCUCUAGCGUUGAUUAACAUGGGAAGUUCUUUAUCAGGUUUAUUGAAUAUCGGACCUUCGGCCGCUGCUACUACACUACUCGCACCUCAACCUAUUAUGCCUGUACAGCAGCAACAAGCUCAGCAAAUGCCAAUAAAUGUAUAUACACCGACGGCACCUAUAAUGUAUAGUCAUCCUAUGAUGCCACCGGGCACGUUACCUCCACCUGUGAAUCAUACUUAUAUAUCAAAUACUGCAGCAAGACUACCAUUUCCAACACGGCCUUGGAUGACACCACCACCAAUGGAAAUGUUUCCUUUACCACCGCCAGGAUGGAUGCCUCAAUCUAUGCAACCACCUCAUAUCUCACCACUCGCUCCACCGACCUACAACAUUAACGGGUCUAGUAGUCAUGGUAGAACGCCACCACCAUCAAUGACAAUAUUGGAACAGCCACCGUCAAAUGGAAUGAAUGUCAGCACUCCAUAUCAGUCAAAUCGCCCAUUCUACGCUCCUAGACGUUAUAAAACAAACUCAUUCCGCGGUAAUAGCAACAACAAACGCAAGUAUGAUGACCCUGAUGAUGAUGGUCGAUGGCCAAGUGCCGAUUGA
Messenger RNA from Synchytrium microbalum, 6210 nucleotides. RefSeq lists its product as uncharacterized. Lineage: Eukaryota; Fungi; Chytridiomycota; Chytridiomycetes; Synchytriales; Synchytriaceae. Gene Ontology annotation, biological process: RNA processing. The record is from RefSeq and is a predicted model, not a curated record. Gene Ontology annotation, molecular function: ribonuclease III activity. The transcript has 8 exons. The coding region runs from base 1 to 6210 and encodes 2069 amino acids.